AUGGCCUCCAACUCCUCCACCGAUUUUGGCGGAAGCACCUUCAACCCGGAGAAUGUCAACCUCACCGAGGCCGAUCCGCGAGACGUGAUCUGCGCCCUCGCCGCGUCGGGCAACGAUUACAACGGCCAACUGGGUGCGCGUAUCUCGGCGCUCUUCGUCAUCCUGAUCGUCUCAUCGUGCGCAACCUUCUUCCCCGUCAUCGCGAAGCGCAUCCCCCGCCUACACAUUCCGCUGUACGUGUACCUGUUUGCGCGGUACUUUGGGGCCGGGGUCAUCGUGGCCACUGCAUUCAUCCACCUCCUCGACCCGGCGUACGGCGAGAUCGGGCCCGAGACGUGCGUGGGCAUGACGGGCGGAUGGGCCGAUUACGCGUGGUGUCCGGCCAUUGUGCUGGCGAGCGUCGUGGUGAUUUUCCUCCUCGAUUUCGGGGCAGAGCGCUAUGUCGAGGUCAAGUACGGCGUCAGCAGUGAGGCCGACAUACAAGAGGCUGUGACCGGGUACAAUGGUGCGAUUGAGAACACGCAGCUGAGCGAAGAACAACGACAGCGUGGCGAGAGUAUAGCGUCGAUGAGGCGCGAGCAUCAGGAACGAAGGAAGUCGUCGGCUUAUGAGAAGCGGUUCCUGGAGGACUUCCAGGACGACGAGAUCGAUCCGGACGUGCGCAAGAAUUCGUUCAGACAACAGAUCGCGGCGUUUUUGAUCCUCGAGUUCGGUGUCAUCUUCCACUCCGUCGUCAUUGGGUUGAACUUAGGCGUCGUGGGUGAUGAGUUCAGCACGUUGUACCCGGUGCUUGUGUUCCAUCAGUCGUUCGAAGGACUCGGAAUCGGCGCCCGUAUGUCGGCGAUUCCCUUCAGACCGGGCAGUUGGUUGCCCUGGAUCUUGUGUACGGCGUACGGAUUGACCACGCCAAUUGCCAUUGCCAUCGGGCUCGGCGUGCGUACGACGUACAAUCCCAACAGCUUCACCGCCAAUGUCGUCAGUGGCGUGCUCGAUGCCAUGUCCGCGGGGAUCCUGAUCUACACUGGUUUGGUCGAGUUGUUGGCCAGGGACUUCCUGUUCAAUCCCAUGCGCACAAAGGAUAACAAGAGGUUGACCUUCAUGGUCGUCUGUGUCUUGCUGGGUGCCGGGCUAAUGAGUCUUUUGGGAAAGUGGGCUUAA
Messenger RNA from Exophiala xenobiotica, 1158 nucleotides. RefSeq lists its product as uncharacterized. NCBI's taxonomy places the organism in Eukaryota, Fungi, Ascomycota, Eurotiomycetes, Chaetothyriales, Herpotrichiellaceae. The record is from RefSeq and is a predicted model, not a curated record. The transcript has a single exon. Gene Ontology annotation, cellular component: plasma membrane. The coding region runs from base 1 to 1158 and encodes 385 amino acids. Gene Ontology annotation, molecular function: high-affinity zinc transmembrane transporter activity. Gene Ontology annotation, biological process: zinc ion import across plasma membrane.